UUGAUGCUGUAACAGCACUGCAAUCACUCCACUUAUUUUCUGCAGGCCUCACAAAUGCAACGAGCCUAGUUGAAAGUAUCACUGCCAAAAUGGCAUGCCACACCCGUUCCAAAGUCGUCGGUCAAGUCGAGGUUGGCGCGCAAUGCAGUUUGCCUCUGGCUCACAAGUCUGUCGGGUGCUCGUUCAAAGCAGGGAGCGAGUCUCGGAGCGUGCAGACUACGGAGACUGUGGAACAGUUAAGCACCAGCUCAGGCCUCACAAAUGCAAUGAGCCUAGCUGAAAGUAUCGCUGCCAAAAUGGCAUGCCACGCCCCUUCCAACGUCGUCGAUCAAGUCGAGGUUGGCGCUCAGUGCAGUUUGCCUCUGGCUGACAAGUCUGUCGAGUGCUGCUUCAAAGCAUGGAGCCUGUCGAGGAGCAUGCAGACUAUGGAGACUGUGGAACAGUUAAGCACCAGCUCAGGCCUCACAAAUGCAAUGAGCCUAGCUGAAAGUAUCACUGCCAAAAUGGCAUGCCACACCCCUUCCAAAGUUGAGGUUGGCACGCAGUCCAGUUUGCCUCUGGCUGACAAGUCUGUCGGGUGUUCGUUCGAAGCAGGGAGCCUGUCGAGGAGCAUGCAGACUAUGGAGACUGUGGAACAGUUAAGCACCAGCUCAGGCCUCAGAAAUGCGAUGAGCCUAGCUGAAAGUAUCACUGCCAAAAGGGCAUGCUACACCCCUUCCAAGGUCGUCGGUCAUGUCGAGAUUGGCACGAAGUGCAGUUUGCCUCUGGCUGACAAGUCUGUUGGGUGCUCGCUCAAAGCAAGGAGUGUGUCGAGGAGCAUGCAGACUACGGAGACUGUGGAACAGUUAAGCACGAGCUCAGCAUCGAGGCCUUCUAUUUCUCCAUCAACUGCCACAUGUGACAACUCAAAGCAAGGAUGUCUCCACCGAUGUCAUCUCUGUGAAUAUGAGACUGAUAAACUGUUUCGUCUGGAAGCACAUUCCAGCUUGCAUACUGGCGAGAAGCCAUAUCAAUGCCCUUUAUGCCCUCAGAGCUUCUCAAAAAAGACCCACCUGAAAGAGCACCUGCACACCCACACAGGCAAGAAGCCAUUUGAGUGCCCUUCAUGUUCUCGGAGCUUCUCACGAAAGACCCACCUAAAAGAGCACCUGCGCACCCACACGGGUGAGAAGCCAUUUGAGUGCCCUUCAUGCUCUCAGAGCUUCUCAAAAAGAGACACCCUAAACGUUCAUCUGCGCACCCACACCGGCGAGAAGCCAUUUCAGUGCCCUUCAUGCCUUCAGAGCUUCUCACAAAAGGGCAACCUAAAAGCCCACCUGCGCACCCACACAGGCGAGAAGCCAUAUCAGUGCCCUUCAUGCUCUCAGAGCUUCUCACAAAAGGGCAACCUUAUGAAGCACCUGUGCACCCACACAGCCGAGAAGUCAUUUCAAUACCCAUCAUGCCUUCAGAGCUUCUCACAAAAGACCCACCUGAAAGCCCACCUGUGCACUCACACAGGCGAGAAGCCAUUUCAGUGCCCUUCAUGCUCUCGGAGCUUUUCGCAAAAGGGUAACCUUACGAGACACCUGUGCACCCACACAGGCGAGAAGCCGUUUCAGUGCCCGUCAUGUUCUCAGUGCUUCUCACAAAAAAUCCACCUGAAAGAGCACCUGCGCACCCACACAGGUGAGAAGCCAUUUCAGUGCCCUUCAUGCCCUCAGAAUUUCUCGAAGAGAGACACCCUAAAAGUUCAUCUGCGCACCCACACUGGUGAGAAGCCAUUUCAGUGCCAUUCAUGCCUUCAGAGCUUCUCACAAAAGUCCACCUUGAAAGCCCACCUGCUUACCCACACAGGCGAGAAGCCAUUUCACUGCCCUUCAUGCUCUCGGAGCUUCUCGCAAAAGGGCACUCUUAACAGACACCUGUUUGUCCACACUGGUGAGCGGCCAUUUAUAUGCGAUUUGUGCCCUCAAAGCUUCUCGGAAAGAUCUCACCUCACUACGCAUUUGCGCAUUCACUCAGGCGAGAAGCCAUUUCACUGCCCUUCAUGCUCUCGGAGCUUCUCGCAAAAGGUCCAUAUUAACAAACACCUGCGUGUUCACACUGGUGAGAGGCCGUUUAAAUGCGAUUUGUGCCCUCAGAGCUUCUCUCGUACAUCCAGCCUGAAGGAUCAUUUGCGCAUCCACUCAGGAGAGCGACCAUAUCAGUGCCCCUCAUGCCCUCAGACUUUUGUGCAGAGGAGCUACUUGAAGGUACACCUACGCAUGCACUCAGGCGAGCGCCCAUACCGCUGCACCAUCUGCUCCAAGUCCUUUUUCCGGGCUUAUCACUUGAAGGGACAUAUGAAAACACAGCACCAUGACAACCCUGAGUAAGUCACCAGCCCUGUAGGUGUGCGUUAUGUAUCAAGCAGAGUCUAAAGUUAUGAAUCUACAUACCUGCGCAGUAUGCUGCAUGGCAUUCUGGCGCAUCAGGAAGAAAGUGUUGAUGUGGACUUCACAAGAUGUUUCAGCAUAAUCUAACAAGUUGCAGGGAGAGUGGGCUGAUAUUGCCUUCAUUACACCAACCAUAUUCCUGCGGUAUCCCUUCAUGUGCAGGCAUAACAAAUUAAGAAGCGAUCAUCCCUCAACUUUGGCUUCAAAACAUUGCCGUUUCCAGUGAGAUAGUCGGGAUACAUUCGGACUGUUAGGCCAGUCAUUGGGACUUGGUCUGCUCCGAAUAUAUUGCUGCCUAAAUGAACACUUGUAAGUUAAAUGGUCCCUCACCAGGUUUGGGCAUUUCUAACAAACAAGCAUGAUGCAUUGGAUGCGCAAUGACAAGCGAACUGUGAAAUCAUUCCGCAGCACUAAGACAACUCAAAUUUUAAAUGAACGCCUGUGUGCCUUUCCUCUGGCGGGGGCCCCACAUUUAGGUGGGGAAUCAAGGUCACACACAUAAAGUCCUCACAAGUUGCAGUCAACGUCCGAUUGUUUGGACUUUGUAGGGACUGCAAAAAUGUCCAAAAAAUUGUGUAGUCUGAAAAAACAAAUCUAUGGCUUUUGCAGCACUGAAGGGCUCAAAUUUCCACGGAGACGUCCGAAAUUGCUCUGAAGUCCUGCCAGUGCACUUAUUUAGUGUAUCGGUGCCCGUACUGUGACAGGAAAUGGCGGGUGUGUGUGCACAUGUUUUUAUAUGUAUUUCUUUUUUUUCCUGUCUUGAAAUAAGAGGUAGUCUGCGUAAUUUCACUGUGCUAUGGGGUUCACCUUAGUGAAGGUGUAAUAACAGAAAAACUUGAUUUUAAAAUAUGAUCCUCUGCAUCAAUACAAAAUAGCAUCUUGUUCAUAGCAAUGCUUAUUCCACGCAAUCCAUUUGUAUAUAUCAAAGUACAUUAAGUUGCUCUCAAGCUGAUGAACCAUUCAUUCCAUCCUUUCAACCAUCCUUCCAACCAAUCCAUUCAUUCAAACUGUCGUGGUCUCUAGUCACUUUUUUUUUCUUGCUUGUCGAUUGUGUGAGGACAUAGUAGCAUCAAGCGGACCUUUAUUGAGUUUCAUAAGCUAUAUGAUGUACAUCCUAUGCUAAACGAAAUGAAGACUGUAGGAGCCCGAAUGCUACUUUCUCAUUAGGUCUCAUUAGGAGGACUGUUAGGCGCUAGUACUUUGACAUUUUGACCAAUGCAGGUGUGGGCAAACAAGGCAUGUCAUAAUCGGCUCCCAUCUAUAACAUAGUGUUUCUUUUUGACAAAUUUAGUAUUGUACCUUGUGGCUGGUGUGCGAAGUUCAUUAUUGGCAACACCUUUGUUCCCUACUUUCUCUGCCUGCAUGUGUAUCACUAGUACUAGAUAAGAAAUGCUAUAUUCACAUCCCCGUUAUGUAGGACUUGUAGAAUGUGUGAGAGCUUUUGUUUGUGGUUGUACAUUUGUGAUUUUUUUUUUCAUGUGUUCUGUGGGUAUCAAAGGGGGGAUGUGUUUCAAUCGCAUUUUUAUUGCCAGUUGGAUAUAGUGAUCUUUUGUUUGGAAUUUUUUUUCUCUUUAUAGUUUGAGCCCUGACAUUGUCUUUCUGCACGUAAGCCUUCCUUUACAGCAGUUCAAUGAUUUGCCUUCACUAAUAAUUGACACUGUCUUUUCUGGAGUAUUAUAUCAUUGAUGAGUGCAUCACUAAAUUUUUUUAUAUGGUUUCUUUUUGCUUGCACUUAGUCACGACCUCCGUUGCAACUGUUUGUUAAUAAAUAUAAUCUAACUGUUUCUUAUUUUUAUAGUCAGCAUGUUAUUCUCUUCGAUGGUCCAAGAGAAUAUCAGUGUUAGCACUUGCAAGAUUUAUUUCUUAUUGCCAUUGAAUGCAUUUGCUAUGACAGAUGUUCAUCAGCACUUCAAUGCAUGAGCCAGUUCUUAAGAUCCACGUGUGUUUUCUUUUUUCAUUUCUACAUUGGCUCAUCUAAGACACUCGCAAUUCUGGCACUACUGCUGUUAUAUCAUUCUCUCAUACAGAGUUCAAACGAAUGUUUUGAGUGAACUUAGUCUGAAAAGCACAUUUUCAAGACCUUGGAUGUGUUGUAAUUUUUACGGGUCAUUAAAAUUCUUGAAUUUUGUGUAAACAGUUGUCGAAUGAAUAUGUAGACUUUGAGAAACUCCCCAAAAAUAUAUAUGUCAGGACUAUGAAAAACUAUUGGUAUGUUUAUUCUGCAAGUGACUUUAAAAGCUUUUCGUUUCAUUUCCAUGCAUACAUAUCCUAGUGCCCGACACGGCAGUAUGUAUUUUGCCCAAUGCCAAGAGAAUAACAUAGCGCCAAGAGAGCAUACCUCGGCUGCGAGA
Messenger RNA from Dermacentor silvarum, 4768 nucleotides. Its product is annotated as oocyte zinc finger protein XlCOF6. The record is from RefSeq and is a predicted model, not a curated record. The transcript has 12 exons. Gene Ontology annotation, biological process: DNA repair. NCBI's taxonomy places the organism in Eukaryota, Metazoa, Arthropoda, Arachnida, Ixodida, Ixodidae. Bases 90 to 2357 code for a protein of 755 amino acids. Gene Ontology annotation, molecular function: DNA binding.